GUCACAUAACUAAGUCACAAGAGGGUACCUAACAAUACUUAUCCCAGGCGAGGCCCACCUGGACUUCCUUUGAUCAACAACUCCCGCUCCCAACUGGACCAGCUUUGCAACUACAUACUUACCUACCUACCUACUUACCUACAUAUACCAUACAUCUCGUCUACCAUACAUAAAGACUUUCGUUCUUAAUUAUUCAUAUUUAAUUGGAAACUCACUUGAUCUCUGCAUCAAUUCUACGUUCGUAACCAAUCCCUGCGAUAUUCCUAAGCAAUCAAUAAUCGGCUUUUGGAGUACGGUUUACCCCGUUGUACUUUAUCGACAAUGACGGACAACGCCGCCGCGGGGCCAGCGCCGCAGGCAGCAUCAACUAUGACGCUGGAAAACUACAGAUUCCCAGCUCACCGGCUCUUGCGACAGCAGAGAACACCGGACCGUACUCCAUUGGUGCUCGUCGCCUGCGGUAGUUUCUCUCCCAUCACCUACCUCCAUCUUCGAAUGUUCGAGAUGGCCAACGACUACGCUCGCAUAAAUACCCAGUACGAGGUUGUAGGUGGCUACCUCAGCCCCGUAUCCGACGCAUAUAAAAAAGCUGGCCUGGCAGAGGCGCAUCACAGAGUGCGCAUGUGCGAAUUAGCAGCGGAAGAGACAUCAAGUUGGCUGAUGGUUGAUCCGUGGGAGGCUAUUCAACCCGAAUACACGCCAACUGCCAAGGUGUUAGAUCACUUCGAACACGAAAUCAACCACAAUCUCGGCGGUAUUUUAUCCGAGGAUGGUGAAUCCCGAAAGCCGGCCAAGAUCAUGCUGCUUGCCGGCGCAGAUCUCAUCGGUACCAUGUCUACUCCCGGCGUAUGGGCCGAGAAGGAUCUUGCUCACAUCUUGGGUAACUACGGCGCCAUGAUCGUCGAGAGGAGCGGGACGGACAUUGAUGAAGCGCUCGGCAACCUGAAGCAAUGGGAAGAUAACAUUCACGUUCUCACGCAGAUGAUACAGAACAACGUGAGCAGUACUAAGAUUAGACUCUUCCUUAAGAGGGAUAUGAGCGUACAAUAUUUAAUUCCAGCAACUGUUAUUCAGUACAUCGAACAGCACAAGCUUUACACCGACAACGACGAGGCGAAGUCCCAAGGCAAGGAAAGCAACAGGUGAUGGAGUGAAUAGGCUUUAUCGCUCAAAGAUUUUGAAUAAUUAGUGUUUAGAUGUGCAACUACGUCAUGGUCGUACUUGAUAAAGAUCAGGUUCGGGAUCGCGCAGGAUGCGGUGGCUUGUAUUUCUUGCUUUUUCCAGCAUCUUGUACGAUCAGUCUUCAGAAGAAGGAC
This is a messenger RNA of Daldinia vernicosa, 1316 nucleotides long. Its product is annotated as nicotinamide mononucleotide adenylyl transferase. The transcript is spliced from 4 exons. NCBI's taxonomy places the organism in Eukaryota, Fungi, Ascomycota, Sordariomycetes, Xylariales, Hypoxylaceae. Gene Ontology annotation, molecular function: nicotinamide-nucleotide adenylyltransferase activity; nicotinate-nucleotide adenylyltransferase activity. Gene Ontology annotation, biological process: NAD+ biosynthetic process. Bases 322 to 1146 code for a protein of 274 amino acids. The record is from RefSeq and is a predicted model, not a curated record.